Patiria miniata (bat star) is the source of this 13637-nucleotide messenger RNA. RefSeq names its product protein capicua homolog. The transcript has 20 exons. Gene Ontology annotation, cellular component: nucleus. The coding region runs from base 162 to 8627 and encodes 2821 amino acids. Gene Ontology annotation, biological process: regulation of transcription by RNA polymerase II. Lineage: Eukaryota; Metazoa; Echinodermata; Asteroidea; Valvatida; Asterinidae. Gene Ontology annotation, molecular function: DNA-binding transcription factor activity, RNA polymerase II-specific; RNA polymerase II transcription regulatory region sequence-specific DNA binding. The record is from RefSeq and is a predicted model, not a curated record.
CACCUUUCUGGGGAUCGGAGCUAUCUAGCUCAGUCAAGAUCGCUGCCGUGCUUGUACGUCGUCGAACUGCUGUCGUAACUAUGGUGGAAUAGAGCUGAACGGUGACGAGUUCUGCAACAUUUUUACAGCGGAAGGGUCCUGUGUAUACAACCUUUACCACAAUGAAUCGCAAAGCAGAUAGGCCAAAGCGUGGUAAGAAGCCUCAAGUAGACCAAGAACCUGAAGCAGAAUCAUCCUCCACACGGGCCAAAAGGAGCAGAGGCUUGGCAGAAGUUAAACUUCAACCAACUGAAGAAUCUAACCAAGAUAUUGCUGUCAGCCCAAGAAGAGGGCGAACCAAUGGAAAAGUGUCACCUAAGAGAAACUCACAAGACAAAUCCAGCUCAUCCAUACCAAGCACCAGCAGUACACCACCACCUAAAAAGGGAGGGAAGAAGGUCCAACAACAUAAGAUAGACAAGAAACGUGAUGCGAGUUCUGAUGAUGAAAGUACUCUGAGUAAUGUAUCAAUGCCAGAAGACAUAGACACUCCCAAUAGAAAGGCAGCCACUCUUGGGGAUGACUCUGAAAACAUCACUGGUAUUAAAAGGAAAGCUUCAUUUCCUGACACUGCCACCCCAUCCAAAAAAGUGGCUCUUGAUCUGAAGGAGUACAGAGGUCACCGUGUGCUAGCUAGGAGAGAUGAUGGCUAUUACCCUGGUAUCAUCAAGCAACAGCGUAAAAAUAAGGAGAUUGGGGUCAUGUUUGACAAUGAAAAGACUGUCAAGUAUUAUUCUUGCAUUGAAUCAGAUGACAACAUUGAUGUUGUCAGUGACAAGGUACCUUCUUAUACCAAAGUUGGUAUUGGAUCAAAGAUUUUGGUUCAGAAAAUACCUGGUCAAGGAGCCUUUGUUAUGGCUGUCGUCAAAGCCGUUAAAGUAGCAGCACAGCAGUAUGAAGUAUGUACCAUCACUGGAAAGGGACUUGAAGAGAAGAUUGUAACACCAUUAUGGAAGUUACGUCUGCUACGUUGGCCUUGGGGACCUGAUCCUCCCUGUGCAGUACCUCCCAUACGUCAACUCUCCUACAGUCCUCAUUCACAGUAUCAAGAAUCAGCUACAACACAGGAAAUCCACAGUGAGCUACUAGAGAGUUCAAAGCAAAAUGAGGAUUCUGAUGAUGAUCUUCAGCAAGAAGCUGUUCACUUUGACCACAAACCACACCCAUUGGUGUCUGCAACCAACACCCCAUCCUCUCUCUACUCCAGUGAAUCCGACUGUCCAAAGGUAUGCAGUCUUGCUGAUCGUAAACGUCAUAUGAGUGGUGCUAGCACAGCCUCUUUGGCAUCUAUUUCAUCAAGUUGCACCUACUCAGUUUCUCCAGUCAGUCCAUCACCCAAAUAUAAAAAAGGUGAUGUGGUUUGUAAUCCUAAUGGUGUGCGCAAGAAGUAUAAUGGGAAACAAUGGAGAAGGCUGUGCUCAAAGGAAGGUUGCAACAAGGAAUCCCAGCGCCGUGGCUACUGUUCCAGACAUCUAUCCACAUACAUGAAGAGUAAAGGGGUGUUAGGUGAUGGACAAACCAGUGAUAUUGAAUGGGACAGUGACUCCCGUAGUUCCAGUCUACGAACAGAUUCCAGACCACAGAUAGACCCUUCCAAAUUUGACAUGGACGAAGCAGAAGCUGCUAACAUCAUUCUUGGCUUAUCACAAGGAAACUCCAGGUCCUGUACUCCAUGCCAGUCAUCAGUGCCACAUUCUCCUCGCUCACAGUCCAAGACACCUUCACCAGCACAUUUCAAUUCACUCAGACCACAAACAUUCAUUCCAAUAUCCAAAUUGUCGGGUUCCUUACAAGGAACGCCCACACCUUGGAGUUCCGGCACACCGUUAUCUGGACGAUCAUCAAUAGACAUCACCUCACCAGGUUUGCCCAAAUACAGUACGAGUGCAACGCCUACUUUCCAAAACACUCAUAGUUUUGCUACCCCUGUCAGCCCCAACAAGUUGAAAAUGCGUAUGGAACAUGCAAGAAACCAGUCGCAUGAAGUCAACAUUGGAAGAAGUGACAGUAGCGACUCUGGAGUGGAGUGCAUGCACAGUACAAGAUCACCUACACCUGCUCAUCAUGCUUUGAAUGUCACUCCCUCCCCUAAUCAUAACACUGCAUCCCACCAUGUCAUAUCGCCACCUAACAUCAUGUCACCCCCGGCAGCAAGGCAACAGACUGCACAGGGUUAUCAACAACCAAGUACCACCUAUUUUCAGUUCCCGUCACCUUCUGAAAAUAAACUAAGGGCUGCACUGUUAGCUCCAAAGAAUCCUGGGGCUUGGCAGAACGUUCAAGAAACACAGACAAGCCCUGAAGGCAAACCAGCAACACAAGCCAGGAUGAUGCAGGAUAAGGUCCAUUCUCCAAGAACUAAUCUGACUGUGGAAUUUGAGAAGCUACAAGGCAGUGUUGCAACAUUAGCACAUGAGAGGUCCGAAUCCCAUCACUCAUUACCUCAGCCACAGCAGGUAACAAUUCCAGUAACUGUCAACGAUACACCUGGAAAGAGACAAACAGUGGUUCAAGCAGCAGGACAGGUUAAUAGCAAUGGUCCUCCAAACCAAUCUCCAUCUGAGCAACAGGCAACACAACAAUCAGUAUCUAUUCCACCAGUGAGACAUGCCAGCAAUCAGGACAGUAAUGGCACAGGAAAGGAGGGAGGGAGCGGUGGCAACCCUGGACAAAAUGUGUGGCCGUGCAUUGUACCACCGGGUCAUGUACCGGUAUUCUACUGGCAUUCACUGGUUCCAAUCUUCAAUAUCAGUCAGCCACCUGCAUCCAUACCAAAUAGUAAUGUUGCAUUGGCUACAAACCAUCCCACUCCUGCUGACCAGAAACAAGGAUCCAUUGUGAUUGCAACUAAGGCAGGACCAAGUGGUCUCCAUUCUCAGCAACCGAAGAACAAUAAACCCCAACCAAUUCAACUUAGUAAAGACAUUGUAUGUAGCCCAGCAAUGCCACCAUUCAGCCCAUCGGCUAUGAGUCCCCCAUCUAACAAGCGUCGCUCCCAGUCAUUGAGCUCCUUGCCAAAAGAUGCACAUGAGAAGGAACCACGAAGUCCCAGAAAGAUCCGAGACAAGGAUCAUGUACGUCGACCGAUGAAUGCCUUCAUGAUAUUUAGCAAGCGCCAUCGAGCUCUUGUCCAUCAGCGUCAUCCCAAUCAAGACAACCGUACUGUCAGCAAAAUCCUGGGAGAAUGGUGGUAUGCACUGGGACCUAAAGAGAAACAGAAGUAUCAUGAUCUAGCUUUCCAGGUCAAGGAGGCUCAUUUCAAGGCUCAUCCUGACUGGAAAUGGUGCAACAAAGAGAGAAAGAAGUCAGCGAGUGUGGUGCCUCCUGAGUUGUCUGAUAAGACUGAAUCAAGGCAACGCCAUGCAUCAGAAGGAGAAGCUAGCUGCAGUCAUACGGAUUUUGAGACGGCCCAGUUGACAGGAAUGCCAGUAUUUGCUUCAGUGAAUGUAGAAGGAGAAGAAAGUACAAACCUUGAGAAGCUUCCCGAAGGACAUCAAGAGUCAACUAAACCAUCUCAGAUUCCUUUUCUCUGCAUGCCUCCUAAGAAGAGAUCCCUGAGUGCAUCCAAUGUUCCACUCAUUGGUCAGGAACAAAAGGAGACACAUGUGGCAACUGAACAUCAACCUAAAAGAAGUAAAUUGCCAGUGACCAGCUUGUCAGGAUUGAAGCAGCAGUUUCCUGAAAAAUCCUUGACGCUACUUGGUCAGUCAUCAACACGUCCAAGGUUGGAAUCAGAAGAGACCCUUAGUGAUGAAGAACAAAUGGUGAUUGAUGAAGAGGGAGAUGAUGAUGUCAUUGCUGACGAUGAAGUGUGCAAUGUCCAAGAGGCUAAGCAUAUUGAUCUAGAAUGCAAGGAGCGAGUGGCAGACAGUGAUUCUGAAACUGAAUCUGAAGAUGAAACCAUGAUAGAGAAUAAAGCCUUCCCUCAGCAACGCUUUUCUCCUGUAAUGAAACGCCUGUCUUCAUCCGAUAUAACCUACCGACCAAAGCCAAUCAAAGCCAAGCCUGAUUCCCAUUCACCAAUCAGGAGUGAUCUUGGAUGUGACCAGCCUGAUGGUGGUUCUACCCACGAUGCUUCUCAUUCACUUGCUCGUCCUGCGUCUGUUGGUAAUAGCUUUCAACCAACAGGGGCUGUCUUUAAGGCUCACUCUCCACGAAGUCGCAUAGACCCCCUGUCAGAUUGUAAAGCUAAAGCUUUCUAUGAGUAUCAACCAGCAAAUAAAGAAACUCAAGAUAACACAAACAAACGUGGACACUUUUCACAAAUUGAGUUUGGACCAGCUUCCUCAAAUUCAGGUCAAGGGUCUGUUCGUCGUGAUGAGCAGAGUUUUUCUAAGACAGGAGAUGAUCGGUCAUCAGAGACAACGCACUCAGCUUCUGGGAUCAACUCUGGAAUGCCACUCCAACAGGCUCACUUUUCUUCAACUGCUUCAACAGAUCACAAAAACCUACUUCCAAGAAUGUCUAUAGAAAGCACUGUGAGGAGCUUGUCACAUGCUACAGGCCGGGAGAUGGACAACCAGAUAACAGCUAGCCCAGUCAUUGGAAGCUUGUCCAAAAGUCAUUCAGUCAUAGUCAGUAAGUCUAGACCUACUGCCGUGCAAGUCACCCAGUCGCACCAAGGCUCGGUCAUUGUCAGUCCACAGUACAUACAAGAAAUGAGUGCGAUACCUAUCAACAGUCUGAAACCAGAGUCAGAGAAAUCACCAGAGAUGACAACUACCCAGCCAUUACCUCAGUCAGGAAGUGUCAUGAACAGGGCUGGAUGUAACCCAAUGUCAGUCUUAUCUACUGGUGGGGGACAGAUGAAUGCUGCUAAGUUGCUGCAAACAAUCUCACAAGUCAAAAAAGGCAAUGGUGUUCUUGUUGCUGCCUGUCAACCGCAAUCCCAGAGCCCAGCAGCUGUACUAGCCAAUUUAAAUAUGAAGCCCUUGAACUCACUGAUCUGCCAAUCUUUUUCAACAUCUCAGUCAUUUGCAUCUAACCAGACGGUCACUACUCCUGUUCCAAUUACUGCAGGGACGUUAACAGCCAAUGCAGGGGUAGCUCAUCUGCAGUACAUACUGCCUUCUAUUCCAACACAAGUCCCUUCAGGAGCGGCUAAGGUAGUGCAGUCAGGAUUCCAGUUAGCAAGUCCUAUUCAGCUUGCUCCACCAAUCAGCAGUCAGCUUACCAUCAAAGCCACUCCCACAAAUCAGCUAGCAGUGGUAGCCAAUCCUAAGCCCAGCGCAACCCCUCAGUCACCCAGUCCAAUGGUUGGACCUGCUAAUGUCUUAACUGCACAGAUGUUGACGGCUAACGGAGCUCAGAUGAUUCCAUUGGUGGCAACUCAAGCAUCCCUAACACCGCAACUUGUUGCCAUAUCACAAUCCAAUUCAUCAAGUCCAAUGAAUCAGACACAACACAUGAUGCUUCAGUCUGUACCUGUCAAUGCCCUUCCCAACUCCCCUCUAGCUAGCCAUGUCAACCAAGCACAGUGUGUGUCAGUCAGGUCAUUCAAUAUCAACCCAACAGCAGUAGUUUCUCAGCCGGUAACCAUAAUGACACAGCCAUAUAGUCCAGUAGUGACUGUUGCAGCCGGUAUCCCUGUGGCUUCUGUGACUGGUACCCCAUCUCCUCUGAUGCAGAGAGGCCAGGCUCACACCAAAUUCUUGCUGCCUUCAAAUCAGCGGUUGACUAUCCUGCAGCAGCCUACCAACAACACGUCACCAGUAACCCCAGCAUCACCCAGUCCAUAUGUGGUCUCAACUAACCAAGUAGCCACAAUAAAAGGUGCAAGUAGAGUCAUGACUCAACCAGUCAUUGCACAGGCUCAUCAUGUGGCUACUAGUACCCUGUCUCCCCUACCUUGCCAAGCUGGCAGUCGUUCAGUAGUCACCAGCCUGACAUCUGGCCAUCCUGCUAUGAUGACGCUACCUGCAAUGACGUAUACUCCUAUCAUGCCAGCUCAGCCUGUGCCAUCUAUUCCUGCAGCUCAGCCUAGUUCUGUAGCUUCCAUACCAGUUGGUCCUAUGCAAGCACCGAUAACUGGCAGUAGUGUUAUUGUCAGUCUUACACCCGUUCCUUCAGUUGGCAAUGCAAACCUAACUCAGGUUGCACAGACAAGGACUGUAUUUUCAACAGGUACAGCAGCCAGUCUGCCGAUAGUAUCAGUUACUUGCCCAACCCAAGCCAAACCCAGGAUGGAAGUAUCACAAAUGGCUCCUAGCCCAAUGGCUGCUCUACCCUCAACCCCUGCCAAACGUGUCAAAGCCACAAUUGCCACUAUUCCUGUAGCCACCUCCAGUAUUGUUGCUACUGCAGUCAGGAUGGGCACUAAGUUGCCUAUUGGCAAACAUGGCAAGGACACUAGAGGCUUAACAACAACAUCUCAGAGUUAUCGUAUGAUGCCUAAGCUAGCUCCAAUUCAGUCAUGUACUGCUGAUGAAUCCACAUGGCAGGCUCCUUCAACAAGCCUCCCUAGCAUGCCCAAGACUGUGAAGAACUUAGCUGACACAGGGUCAAGGCUACCAUUGAAACGCACUGAUGUGACUGAGCUAGGGGAUGCAUCUGCUGACUUGCCAUUAAGCACAGCAGCUACAGUCAGUCAGGAAGUCAAAUCAAGCAGAGAAGAUGAACCAGAUGGAGGAGUGCAUAGACAAGCAACCACAGACACUCUUACUAGAAAGACAGUAAACACUGUCGCAGACACCAAGAUAACAAGUCCAAGUGAAAACAAGCAUGAGAGUCCUUCUACUUCGCAGACACAUCACCAAUCUGUACAUGCAAAUACUGUAAUCAAUCGUACCAUCAAGGAUGAACUACCAAAAGUUGAAGCUUGUACUUCAUCAGUAACUGAUGCUGAACUGUCAAUCCUUGCUGAAGAACACUCAACAGAAACGACAGACUUGUCCAUAUCAGAGGCAGACAUUAAACCACAGAGAGCAUGCAAAGGCAAGAAAUAUAAGAAGAUAAUCCAAGAAUGUGGGGUGAAAACACACAAAAAGAAGAUGCCUAAGGCUGGAAGUACAUCUACUUGCACACCAAGGCAACAUGAAGAAAGAUUGGUAGCUAAGGAGAAUUCUGACGAUGAUGGUAUUGUGGAGACUUCAUCGGUAACCACGGGUGACGAUGGGCUGAGCAAGGGCAAGGAUACCAGUGAAUGCAGAGAGGAAGAGAAGACGUGCAUGGAUUCUACAUCAACCAAUCUAGAGACAGUGCAUACAACAGACGCACUACCAACCCAAUCAAUUUCAUCUAUGAAAUCAACAUCACCACUCCAAGAAACUCUUAGCAAGGGGUUACAACCAUCAACCAGCACAGAAUGUGAGCCAGAGAAGGAAGCAGACACCAUGCAAUGUGAAGCUGGAGCGCCCAGUUCACCAAGUAAAGACCCCAAGACAAUACUCAAGAGAAAUAUUGAUGAUGGAAUGGAGAGAGUCCUAGAGGAAGUGAACUUUGAGGCGCAAUUCAAGGAGUUACCUGAAUAUCACCCAGAGGACCAUGCCCAAGAUAUCAGCGCUAUUCCCCUCACUCCACAUGCUAUUGUUAGUAGCUACAGAAGGAAGAGAACUAACUCUCAGGGUAAAGGAGAGGAUUCUGGUACUGAUAAUGAUCCCGUCUCGCCAAGACUCAAAUCACCAACACGUCGACCAUCCAGUGGCUCCGAACCGAACACUCCUGGCAAACGAGUGACCUUAGAAGAUACAGUCUUCAAGUUUGGUGAUAAGAUCGUGCCUGGAGAGGAAUUGCCUACUCCCAACAGGACACCAGGUCCAGAUGAAUCUGAGGAAUUUGAUUUUGAACCAGAGAAGAACUCCUCCACUCUGAGAAAGAUCUUAGACAAUCGUCGCAUCUUGGUCAUGCAGCUUUUCAAAACAGAAGGCUACUUCCCCUCUGCUGCCGCUACUUCAGCCUUCCAGACGCAACACCAAGAUAUCUUCCCUACUAAGUCCAUCCUACAGCUGAAAAUCAGAGAGGUUCGACAGAAGAUUAUGCAGCACUCUAGAGAUGAUGAGAUAGAGGAAGGUAAUAUAUCACCUGGAGGUCCACAAUCAGCCAAGUUACUUAAUACUUGCACAAGCCGUGUACAAUCCAACAAUAAAGCAUCCAGCAAGACGAUCAUUCCAUCAGCUAAGAGCAAAUUGACACUGACAUCUAUGGUCAGUACAGAUACAACCAUGACAGCCAAACUAACGCUGACUCCCCCACCACCAGCUUCCCCUCGUGAUUUAGACCACUGUGUUCUAACACAGUGGUCUAAUUCACCUAAAGGCACGUACACUAAGUUUCAUUAUACUCCUCCUGCUAAGUCCCCAUUAGCCAGAAGCAAUCCUAGUGUUAGUUCUCCUGGAAUGCAGGCAGUGUCCAGUCAUGGCAAUAUAGGUAGCCCACAACGAGCAUACUUCAUCUAUCCUUCUACUCCUAUGUCUCCGUUAGCUCAAUCUCCAACACAGUUGACUGCUGGUAAUAAAACCACAGGUACCAGUCAUGUGGUUAGUCAGCUAGGUCCUGUGGAGAGUUCAAUAGCCAGUAAUGAUGACGUGAGUGUUACCAGUUCUACUGCUGUUACUGUCUCUAGCUGUAGUAGCCCUGAAACCUCUUCAUGAAUAUCAAGCAAUGUGUGUGUUGAUUGAGGAUUGUGUGAAUUAUUAGCAAUAUAAGUAUCAGUAGAACUGUCAAGUUAAAAUUCCUGAUAUUUUUUGUCUGGUCUAAAGGUAUGAUACAGCCUUGUGUGUCAUUAUCAUUUUUAGUUUUUAUAGAUUUAAUGUCCGUUGUCCUCAACAAAUUCAUUAUUUUCCUACUAAAAAACUUGACGUUUGAGUGUUUUAUUUGCAUGAAAAAAACUGCUUUCUUUUAUUUUUGGCAUUUCCCAACUCUGAAAAGGGGUUAUAUUGUGGAUUGCAUUUAUCACAAACAUACACAAUUUGUGGUUGAUGUCUUACUAAAAAGUGAAUAACUUUUUUAUUGCUUGAAAAAAAAAUCAAUAAAAAUAGUCAUUAAAAAAAACAACAACUAAUUUUUAGGGUGCAACUCGAAAACUGGAUCUUGAAAGCAAGUGAUGUAAAUGUACAUGCUAACACUGAUGAAUUGAUCUGUAAUAUAAGCAGUUUGAUUAAAUACCUAGCAAAGAGAUACACGUGCUGAUUUGGAUUUCAUACUGUCUCCUGCACUACAUGUAUGGCAUGUGUACAGUCCUGUUGGUAUAUUGUCAAAGUGACAUACAGUGUAAUAAAAGGUGAGGGUCAUACCACCAAUGUCUAGAUCAGAAUUGCAUGGCAGACAACACAAUGUAUCACCUCAUAUCAUUGAUGUGCAAACUGUCUAUGUGAGAGCCUCUGGGUUGUAACAGGUCAAAGACAUGCAUACUGCAGCAAAUGACACAUGUAUUGAUGUCAUAUUUUGAGUGCACCAAAUGUGUACAUGUCUAUGAUCACUCACUGCGCUGCCACUGAAUAUUCUGUCUGUAUGACUCUCCUGUUAUAAUCAUUGCUGCGAAUAACCACACUGUGAAAAGAUGGCAUUGAAUGGAACUACAUGUAGCAGACAAUCAGGAUAUAAGAUGACUAGCCCUGUAGUGAAUAUUUGGGCAUACGCUGGCAAAUAUGCACUGUUUGAGACUUGUCUUGAAGCCUCCCUUGUGGUACCUUUGCUUUGUGUACAUUUUCACAGGGUUAUCAUGCUACCUUGGUCACAUGACCACUGUACUGCUAUGUGGAUUAUUGAAGGGAUUAUCCACAUGUAUGUAUCAUAGAAACAUAGCUUCAUUUUUUUUCACGUUUUCCCUAAAAUACAAAUACAUGUACGAUCAAAGUGUGAGAAUAUUAUUUACAUGUAAUAGAACAAAUAAUACAAUCUUACAUUUCUAUAAACGCAGUUUUGAUAGAUAAGUGCUUUUUGAAAUGAGGUUUUGUUUUUCAUGCAUCAAUGAAGAGUAAAACUGUUAUCUGAGUUAUCUGUUGCUUUUCACAUAAUAGAAUCCUGGUAAUAACUUGUUAAUUCCAAUGCUUUGCUGUCAAUGUAUAUUUGAUAUAGCCACUGCUUGUUGCUCAGCAUAUUCUUGACUUCACUAAUAUCAAGAUCAAUAGAUGCGCGUUUGUGUUGUACCACUACAACUAGAUGUUCCAAGCGGCCCCUAAACUUGUAAAAGUUGUAUACAAUUUAUACAGGUGUUUUUAUCAUAAAACAUUAGGAAACGUUGGGUACUUGGGGCAGCACUAGGCCAUUUCCGUUACCUAGAUAUUAAACUAAGAAUACAAAUUAAAAGUGCCACAUUAACAGUAACUUAUUCCUUACUGUGUAUGAAACAUGUUGACUUGUUUGACAAUGGUAUGUGAUUGACAUGACUGACGUUAGAAUGUCAUCUCACAAUGCUGUGUGUCAGGCACUUUGUCAAUGACUAUUAAUGAUGAACAUUGCACAUGUGACCCACCGCCCUGAAGGUUGGCACACGUAGGUAACUUUCACUCUUUUCAGAUUUUUGUAAUAAUAUUUGAAACUGAGUUGUGAUUGCUGCAUGAUGUUAAAGUUGAGGACAAUCACAGAAGUGAUAUAUGUGAAAAUCUCAUGUUAUUCAGUAUUGGCAAAAAAAUGCUUAUAGGUUGAACAUAUUUACAGUUAUACUGCUAAAAUCGUAAUAGCUAAAUGUUUCUUUUUAUGGUUACUGUGAACUAUUGUGAUCUGUCCAGAUCAACUCUUAUAAUUGUUUGUUUUCUAGAUACUACACUAUUGCAAGUUAUUGAAAUUUACCAAUUUAUAUUUUAAAAAGCUCUAUUUAUCAUAAUAUAUAGCAGUGCUAUAAAACACACUGAACAACUCUAUGUAGCAUUCUGUUCAUUGUGGGAGACAAGGAAUUGAUCUAUUUCCAUUGUUUAUCAUAUAAAGGACAUGUUCAAAAAGCAGCCUGUACGUACAUGCGCGAGUUAGGCAGUUAUUUAGCCAAGUCAAAGCACUUGACAUGUCAGUAAAUUAUAGUCAAAGCCUCCACCUUGGAUCAGAUUUCGUAAGGGUUUUAUGGCUUUUGGGAGCUGUUACACUGUGAUUUCCAAUAUUUACAUGACAAAAGACUUAACAUACUAUUAUGCUGUUUUUACUUAAAAGAGACUUGCACAAUAGAGCCAGUUUGAUCCAGGGUGAUUAGUUGAGAAGAGGUUGAUCCAAGAUGGUUAUUAAACCUGUUUGCCAACAUGAAAUACAUGUAAGUCGUCGUGUGCCCAGCAGAAGGGCAUAUGUGCAUAUGCCCUUCUGCCGGGCACCCGAUGAAGUGUACAAGUUUCUAGUUCCAGGAUGGUCAAACAUGAACAUGAAUCAAGUCAGUCCUGGUUCCUUGUUGCACAUGUUCAUGUCUGUGACUAGACUACUUCAGCUAUAGUUGACUAGUGCAGCAUGUGUUUGAGUGUAGUUCCUCGACUAUGGUCAACCAUAGCUGACCAUAGUCCCAGGUAAGCCUUUCUUUAAUGAACUUUUCACGUACUUCAUGUGGAAUGUGGAAUGUACAUGCAUUAUACAAAUACAGUAGCUUGAAGACCUGUAUAACUAAUCAGAUACUUGUGUUUAUUUAUUUGGCCUAGUUACAUGUAAUUAAAGCACUUACAUUAUACAGCAUUGAUUAAUCUAUUGAUGGUGUUACCUAAUUACAUUACAAUUUGCUUCUAGAUCUUAGACUUGUUCAACAAGAGUAGUGUAUACAACUUGAAAGGACAUGCCAAUGUAAUGUACAUGUAUAUGUAAAUCCCAAGACAGCAACAAAUCAUUAUGCGAUGCCGCUUGGGGAAAACCUUGACACGCUGAAGGUUUUUGAUAUACCAAAAAAAAUGUUUCUAAUGAUUGUUUUCUACAAAUUUAACAUUCACCAUGUGAAGAGUUUUACAGAUGACAUCUCGUAUCCUGAUAAGCAACAGUUUCCAUGUCACUUGCAAAUGGUCUUGUAUUAUGGUGCUGCUAUCGUUAAUAUCAACAUUACAUUGUCUUGCUUAAUACAAUAACUGAAGCCAUACUUCUUCCAUGUCAGGUAUGUUUCACCUCUUUGAAACAUUAUUCUUAAAAGGAUACAGCUGUGUCCAGCAGUAUGCCAUACAAACGUGUUUGAUUAUAUAUUACCUGUGUUCACCUGUUACAUGUACAAUGUAUACACAUUUUGAAUGUUUCUCUAGGCAAACAACACACAUGUGCAUGUACAUGUACAUUUGCUAUGUGCAUUUGGCUUUACUUACAUGUAUGAAACACUUUCAUGAAGUGCAUUUGUUCUACUCUGACAUCACAUUUAGAGCUCAUUUUUCCAUUUUACGAAAUAAGCCAGUUUGGUAUCUCAAUGAAGUAGUCCAUGUCAAAGGUCACUCGGGUUAAAAUCGCUGACGUGAUGAUACAUGAUGAUAUACGUGAUGUUACGCGGAUGCCCAUUCUGUUUGUUAACUACACGCGAGCGUCAUGUGCCCGGGUCCCUGCGCGUUCAUGCGCCUUCGAUGAGCAUUGGAUUAUCCCGAAUGACCUGUGACCCAUAUUGUGCGAAUGCGCAGUUGAAAUACCCAACUGGCUUAUAACAGUAUGUUCUGAGCACAUGCACAUGGCUGCACAGUGCACACAAAUGAAAUACAAAUGGCUGCAUUCAGAUGUUUUCAAAACUGUUCUACACAAGGGAAUGAAGAGUCUGUGCUGUGUAGUCAUUUCAUAAAACUCAUGGAGUCAUUCACAAGUAUACACAGCCUUCGUGUAUUUCACAGUAAACUAGUGCGUCAAGCUCAUUAUAACCUCCCCCCCCCCCCAAAAAAAAUAUUCCGACUGUAUUGUGAUCUUUCCACUGAUUGUAAAUGUUACAAUUGUUUAAUAAAGUUUUAAAGUGAUGUGUAUAAAUGUAAUGUAUCAUUGUAUAAUAAACAAUGUAUAGAUAUAUGGCAGACAAUAUAAUAAUGAUGUAAUCUGUAAAUACUUAACCGUUUCUCAGCGCCAAAGGUGACAAUACGAUACCAACUAUCAACAAAAAAGGCGGAAAACCAAACUGUGAGUGCUAAAUUUCAUUUUCAUUUCACAGUUUUUUCAAGUUAGUUUAUGAUUAUGUCACUUUUGUCAGCAUUGUAUAAUAAUAUUGGCAAUUAUGUAAGAUGUCCAAAACUAUACACAAUCACUAUUAUUGUGUAAAUAAAGAGGAACAACAAGAGUUGAAUAAUUGUGUGACCGCCAUUUUUUGACGGUCGUUGACAUGACAAUAGUUUAACACGAGUCGUUCGCACUUUAACUUCAGUGCGAAUGCGCUAGGUACGUCAUGAACCAACCACUAGUUCAACCACUUGCCCCUGGGUGCAUGAGGACUAUAGGCGGCCCUCUGAGAGAGCAAGUUCACCAAUACUCUCCCUGAGGAAAUCACUGAUAUGCUAGACCACAAGUAAUUAUCUGCAAUUGUCAAACCAUCUGUACAAUAUACAUUGUACUGCUUGCUUUUGUCAUGAUUGGCCUGUGAUUGAUGAGUAUGUUUAGCUAUAGUAUGAACAUAUAUCAGGCAAAGUCCAACAACCUGUCAAGUAUUUCUUGUAUUUCUCAUUAAAAUGUAACUAUACACAGCUUAAGUGUAUCUAAGGGGUAUACUCAAUAAAAACUGAGAUAUAAGAUAGUUGAAGAGACAUGAA